This is a messenger RNA of Penicillium expansum, 1500 nucleotides long. RefSeq names its product FAD-binding oxidoreductase. NCBI's taxonomy places the organism in Eukaryota, Fungi, Ascomycota, Eurotiomycetes, Eurotiales, Aspergillaceae. The coding region runs from base 1 to 1500 and encodes 499 amino acids. The transcript is spliced from 5 exons. The record is from RefSeq and is a predicted model, not a curated record. Gene Ontology annotation, molecular function: FAD binding.
AUGCUUCGAGCUACUGCUUGGUUGGUCUCUCUGCUUGCCGUGGCAAACGCAGGGGAAACCAUCAAAUCCAGCACGUCUGGCCCUGAGAACUGCCAACAAGCAUGUGCCCAACUCUCCACGAUCUUCGGAUCUGCGGUCCACUACCCUCCUGAUGAUAGUUUUGUCAUCUGGGAUGCGAAACAGCAGGAGGUCCACCCAUCCUGUCGCAUUGAACCCAGCAGUGCUUCUGAUGUGGCAAAAUUGUUGAACGUCCUGGUUGACCACUGGUGCUACUUUUCAGUGAAGGGUGGCGGCCACUCUCGAAACGCCGGAGAUUCUAAUUCUGUGGGCGGUGUUACUGUGGACCUAGAUCUCCUGAGACAGGUUGAGGUUUUGGAUAAUGGAACCAAGGCGCGUGUUGGCGGUGGUGCAACUAGCAUCCAAGUAUAUCAUGCCCUGGAAUCUCACAAUUUGUCCUAUGUCGGCGGGAGAGUCGGCAGUGUGGGCAUGGGUGGAUUCACACUCGGCGGAGGAACAUCCCCAUUCUCGAACAAGUAUGGAUGGGCGUUGGAUAAUGUUUUCGAAUAUGAGGUCGUUCUCGCCAAUGGUACCAUUACCACCGCCUCUGAAACUCAUAAUCAGGACCUCUAUUUUGCUCUCCGAGGAGGAGGUAAUAACUUCGCCAUCGUUACAGCAUUUACGGUCCGCACAUUUGCUCAAGGCCCUGUUUUUACCGGGCAGACAUCCUACUCUCCAAAUCAAACCGAGCAGGUUCUCGACAAGAUCUACGACUUAUUCACAGAUAGGGAUCUCACUAGUGACGUCGAAAUGGGUUAUGAUAUGUACUAUAGCUACGCCACAGGAAAUGAUGACUUCACAUUGAUGGGCAUCCAACGCUACGGCAAGCCAAUUCAGAAUCCACCUGUCUUCCGUGACAUCGACCAAAUCCCCACAUUGAGCAGGACUACAGCCAUACGCUCCAUGAGCGCUGUGUCGAAUGGGUCUAUCGCAAUGGGUACAACCCGAAACCUAUUUGCUACCUUGACCGUGUCCCCAUCUCGCUCCCUGCUCUCAGAGGGUCUCCAGAUCUUCCGAGAGGAGGUGGAACCUAUCAAGGCAGUGCCCGGCCUCAGGACCAACUUUAUAUCCUAUCCGAUGCAAAGGCAUGCCAUUGCGGCCAUGAAGCAAAGAGGUGGUAAUGCUCUUGGCAUCGAUCUCGAGUGUGACGAGCCCCUUUUCAUUAUCUUGCUCUCCACUGCCUGGUCAGAUGCAAGUGAUGAUGUUGCAGUGAACACAAUGACUGCAAAUGCCAUUCGUAGGAUUGAGUCGGCCGCCCAGGAUCUGGGUGUUGCAAACCGGUAUAAGUAUAUCAACUACGCAUCGGCCCAGCAAGCUAGAGAAGUGUUCCCCGGUUAUGGCGAAGCCAACUUGCAAAGGCUCAAGGACGUCCAAAAGGCGGUGGAUCCUCGUGGAAUCUUCACCUCCAAGGGCCUAUGGAGUGGAUUUGUGAAACUGGUUUAG